This is a messenger RNA of Erythranthe guttata (spotted monkey flower), 2169 nucleotides long. NCBI's taxonomy places the organism in Eukaryota, Viridiplantae, Streptophyta, Magnoliopsida, Lamiales, Phrymaceae. The record is from RefSeq and is a predicted model, not a curated record.
AGCUCGUCCUAAUUAUUCAACUCACUGAAAUUUCAAACAUUUUGACCUUUAUUAUGCAUUAUUAAAAAAAGAAGAAAGAAACAUCACUUAUUUAUAUAUAUUACCCAUAAUCCCAUACCCAUUGAGUUUCAUUAUAUUUCAUCCGCCAGAGUCACCGUCAACCACCGCUCACCGUCAUGGCUAAACCACCGCCACUCCUCCUCCGCCUCGCAGCGGUGCUACUAACAUACGCCGUCUCCGCAGUACUCUCCCUUCCGCCCUGCCCCCCUUGCGGCUCCACCUCCGUCCCCUACCCCCUCAGCACCGCCCCCAACUGCGGCGACCUGUCGUACAAAAUCCGCUGCAUCGACGGCGGCACACUUAUGUUCGACUCCUCAAACAACACAUACCCAAUCACAUCAAUUUCUCCUUCAAGUCAACGCCUGGUCGUCGCGCCCUCAUCCUUCCUCCCCAACACCUGCGUCGCAGCCGAUCUCCCCACCAACGGGUUCCAGCUCAACCCGUCGGCCCCCUUCAACAUCACCAGCAGCAACACCAUAUUCUACCUCAACUGCUCCGACUCCAUCGUCAACUCCCCUCUCAACUGCACCUCCACCAGCCUCUGCCACGUCUACAGCAACGCCUCCGCCGCCGAGUGCCGCGCCGCGCCGUGCUGCGCGUUCCGCGCCGGCGGGUCGACCACGUCGUACAGUAUACGGGUCAGGGAUUCGGGUUGCCGGGCGUACAGGAGUUUCGUCAAUUUGGACCCCACCGUGCCCGUCAGCGGGUGGCCGCAGCCCGGCGUGGAGUUGCUGUGGAUCCCGCCGCCGGAGCCCACUUGUGGUGGGCAGUCGGAUUGCGGGUCGGGUUCCACAUGUGGGCCGGAUAGGAGCCCGAAUGGUGUGGUGAUCAAUAGGUGCUUUUGCAAUUCCGGGUUGCGGUGGGACCCGGUUGCCGGAAUCUGUGCUCAAGAGUGCCAAAAUCCUGAUGGUUGUGGCCAUGAUCGAACUGCACUUAUUGCAGGUCUAACUGUAGGCCUCGGUGUGGCACUCAUAGCAUCAUCGAUCGGAUUUUGGGUCUACAAUCACUACCGUCGCAUAAAGGAAGAGCAAGAACGCCUCACACGAGAGCGGCAAGAGAUCCUCAACUCCGGGGGCGGAAACCCCUCGAAAAUUUUCACUGGGAAACAACUAAAGAAGGCAACAAACAACUUCGCCAAGGACCGCCUCCUCGGCUCCGGCGGCUACGGCGAAGUCUACAAGGGCCUUCUAGAAGACGGGACCACUGUCGCCGUUAAGUGUGCAAAAGUUGGUAACACCAAAAGCACCGACCAAGUCCUGAACGAGGUCCGAAUACUCUGCCAAGUCAACCACAAGAGCCUCGUCCGCCUUUUGGGAUGUUGUGUCGAGUUAGAACAACCGUUGCUCGUUUACGAGUACAUUCCCAACGGGACUCUAUUGGACCACCUUCAAGGCGGCGGUAGUAACCGAGUCCUUCUUUCCUGGAAAAGAAGGCUCGGUAUUGCGCAGGCAACUGCAGAGGGGCUGGCUUAUCUGCACUCCUCUGCAGUUCCUCCGAUUUACCAUAGAGAUGUGAAGUCGAGCAAUAUCUUGCUCGACGAGAAGCAGAACGGAAAGGUUUCGGAUUUCGGGCUAUCCCGUUUGGCGCAUGCGGAUAUGAGCCACGUGUCGACUUGUGCUCAGGGUACGCUGGGAUACCUUGAUCCAGAGUAUUACAGGAACUAUCAGUUGACGGAUAAGAGCGAUGUUUAUAGCUUCGGUGUUGUGCUUUUGGAGCUUUUGACUUCUCAGAAAGCGAUCGAUUUCAAUAGGGAUUCGGAGGAUGUGAACUUGGCGGUUUAUGUGCAGAGAUUGGUGGCGGAGGAGAGGGUGAUGGACGCUGUGGAUCCGAUGAUGAAGGAAGGGGCGAGUGGGUUGGAGUUGGAGACUAUGAAGGCGUUGGGGUUUCUGGCGGUGGGGUGUUUGGAGGAGCGGCGGCAGAAUAGGCCUUCCAUGAAGGAGGUGGCCGAGGAGAUUGAGUAUAUUAUUAGUAUUAUGAAUGCUAAGGCUGCAGAGUGAGACUAGUAGUUAAUUUUCAGUUGUGUGUGUGUGAGCUAUCUGAUUAUUGUAUAUAUAUAUAUAUGUUUGUGAGUAGCAAAUAAAUUUAUGUUGAUCCUUUUGAAUGUCUUUA